Babjeviella inositovora NRRL Y-12698 is the source of this 968-nucleotide messenger RNA. It is a transcript of the gene RKI1, whose product is annotated as ribose-5-phosphate isomerase. The record is from RefSeq and is a predicted model, not a curated record. Gene Ontology annotation, biological process: D-ribose metabolic process; pentose-phosphate shunt, non-oxidative branch. Lineage: Eukaryota; Fungi; Ascomycota; Pichiomycetes; Serinales. The coding region runs from base 1 to 711 and encodes 236 amino acids. Gene Ontology annotation, cellular component: intracellular membrane-bounded organelle. Gene Ontology annotation, molecular function: ribose-5-phosphate isomerase activity. The transcript has a single exon.
AUGUCCAAUUUGAUUGAGCAAGCCAAGAAGACUGCGGCAUACACCGCGGUUGACGAAAACUUCCCUGCCCACGCGAAGGUGGUCGGCAUCGGUUCCGGCUCUACGGUGGUGUACGUGGCCGAACGUAUCGGUCAGUUGGCAAACAAGGCCGAAUUUGUGUGCAUUCCUACCGGUUUCCAGUCCAAGAACUUGAUUAUCGAUAACGGUUUGAAUUUGGGCACCAUCGAACAAUACCCAGAGUUGGACAUUGCCUUCGACGGUGCCGACGAGGUCGAUACCCUGUUGAACUUGAUCAAGGGCGGCGGUGCGUGUCUUUUCCAGGAAAAGUUGGUUGCGGUGGCCUCCAAAAAGUUCAUCGCCGUUGCCGACUUCAGAAAAAAGUCGCCGCAGUACUUGGGCACCAACUGGACCCAGGGCGUGCCCAUCGAGGUGGUUCCGUGCGCGUGGGUCAAGGUCUCCGCUGACUUGAAGAGAAUGGGUGCCGAGACCGUAACCUUGAGAGAGGGGGGUAAGGCCAAGGCCGGUCCCGUUGUCACCGACAAUAACAACUUCUUACUCGACGCGCACUUCGGUGAGAUCAAGAACGUCUCUGCCUUGCACAGCGAGAUCAAGGCCUUGGUUGGAGUCGUCGAGACCGGCUUGUUUGUCAACAUGACGGACAAAGUGUACUACGGGAACGAGGACGGGUCGUUUGAGUGUGUCCAAAAGUAGGUAGAUAAUAAGAUUAUUGAAUAAGAAAAUGAGGAGGAGACAUCGUGAGUUGUCAGUGCUGGAUCUGAGCUAUUGACAUUAGACGGUAUAUCUAUCCUUAAAACCCGAGAUAUUUAAAAUUCAAGUCACCAGGCUAUAUCACAAACCCUAGAUUGGAGUAUGUACCACGAAUAUGGAAGUCAAAGACCUAGAGCGGUUAACUUGAGUAUUAUCAGCAAUUCACACGUAUAUACACUUAGUUUGAUAAUCGUGUUAGC